AUGGAUCCGCACCAGCAGUACAAUGCGGGAGAGGACAUGGUGCAGAGGGAGCAAAUCGUGGCCAUCGCCAAAUUUGUCCACUUCCUCCAGGACAACUUCGCUUACCCCGGCUCUUCUGACAAAGACGUCAAAAUGUCAGAGGCCCUCAAGAGACUCGCCGUCAAGUACAAGGAGCACGUGGAGGACAAUGGCCUCGGCUGGUUCGGAAACGGAGACGAUCUGGGCGGACUGUUCAGCGAAUACUUUUCGUCCAGCAUCCUCAAGCUGAUCAGGGAGCUGCCGGCCCCCAAUAUCCAAGACGAAGCUGAGCACGAGGCCAGAGCUCUUGGAGGCCAGAUCGUCUAUCCUCAGGCGGUCCAAGCCAACGAGACCACAAGCGCCUCGAGCGCCGUCAUGGGACACUACUGCAUCCAGGUCGUGGAGAAUGGUGUUGUCUCUGCACUCAACCUCCACGGUGAUGGCCCUGUCACCAUCACUGUUGUUGUCCAGAAGAGGGGCAAUCCCAUCCCCAACCCCAACUACAACCCCAACGUGGCGAUCCAGAACAGAUUGGCCUAG
Messenger RNA from Neurospora hispaniola, 558 nucleotides. RefSeq lists its product as uncharacterized. The record is from RefSeq and is a predicted model, not a curated record. Lineage: Eukaryota; Fungi; Ascomycota; Sordariomycetes; Sordariales; Sordariaceae. Bases 1 to 558 code for a protein of 185 amino acids. The transcript has 2 exons.